Cryptotermes secundus is the source of this 5035-nucleotide messenger RNA. RefSeq lists its product as uncharacterized. The transcript has 27 exons. Bases 7 to 4329 code for a protein of 1440 amino acids. The record is from RefSeq and is a predicted model, not a curated record. Gene Ontology annotation, molecular function: peroxidase activity; heme binding. Lineage: Eukaryota; Metazoa; Arthropoda; Insecta; Blattodea; Kalotermitidae. Gene Ontology annotation, biological process: response to oxidative stress.
GAUACCAUGCUGCUCGUCAGUGUUUUAAGCGCCACGGCCCUUGUGACGGUAAUGGGCCGAACUUCAGGAACGGAUGCAGACGCGCAAAGGAGGAAGCAGCUUGCAGACUUGCAGCUGAACGUAACAGGCUACCUGUCAAAUGUAUUAGACAAUGAUCUACGCAUGCGCGUGGGAGCAGCAAUUCUUGCAGAAAACUACGCGAAGAAUCCAAAUGCAUGGUUGGGUUCGGAUGGCAAAGCGCCGUGCCCCUCGUUCCUGCGUUCCUGUCCACCCAGUAAGUACCGCAGAGUGGACGGCGCCUGCAACAACGUGCGUCACCCCGAAUGGGGUACCGUCGGAGCCCCUUUCAAGCGUCUCCUACGUCCAGUCUACAGCGACGGGGUAGGUGCCCAGAGAGAGUCACAACAUCUUCCCUCACCAGCCAAUGUAAUCACAGAGCUGAGCAGCUUGCAGACUCAGCCCCAUGAAGAUGUGACUAGCUUCCUAGGGUUGUGGGGACAAAUGGUACUGAAAGACCUGGCCUCUACAGUGAACUCAGGUGCAAGAAGAGUCUGGAAGUGUCGCAUCCCAGAAGAAUGUUCUGUGAACUGCUGCAGGUACCAGCAUGCUGAGUGCACUUCUGUCAGAAGUGCCAACACCUGCCACAGCUAUAUGCGUUCUGUCCCUGCACUGUCACAGGAAUGCCAGUUUGAACAUCGGGAGCAGAUGAAUGUGGCAACAGCAUUUCUUGAUGCAUCUGAUAUCUACGGGAGUACACAAGUCAGUAUGGAGUUAUUACGCACGCUGGACAGAGGGCAAGUCACACUAGAUGCAUGCACAGUGUGUCAUGAGGCGUCCGGUCUCGGAGCUCUGUAUUCUACGUUGCUGAGGGAACACAAUCGGGUGGCAACAGGAUUGGCAGCACUGAACCAACAUUGGGAUGAUGAAACUCUUUUCCAAGAAGCACGCCAUAUCGUCACAGCGCAGAUACAGCAUAUAACAUACAAUGAAUUCCUCCCAACAGUGCUUGGAGAGGUCAUCACAGAGAUGCCAGGACUGAAAUUAAAGGACCAAGGUUAUUACACGGGGUACUCAAGUUCAAACCAAGCAGGUACAUUUAAUGCUGUUGCUGUGACAGCACUGCAAGUGUUUCUCUCCAUGAUUCCACCUGCGCUGUUACAGAGUGGCAGCAUGAACACGACCGAGUACUUGCAGAUGGUGCAGUUGGCACUAAGUACCCCAGCAAAACAGCCCAGUCUCCAUACGCCACCAGCAAUCAAAGACGGAUUGGACAGAGGAACACUGCUUGUUCACAUGGGUCGUGAUCAUGGUCUCGCAGGCUACUUACAGUGGCUGCAUUAUUGCAACCACAACCUCACACAACCACUCUCUCCCAGUCUGGCAAAUUUACUGCAUAGAAUUUACAUCAAUAAGGAGGACAUUGAUCUGAUUGUGGGAGGACUUAUGGAGACCCCAGAUUAUGGUGUGGUACUUGGACCAACAUUCACCUGCCUCUUGGCAGAGCAGUUCAUCACUGUUCGCAACAGCGACAGGUUCUGGUAUGAAAAUGACAUCCCUCCGUCUUCAUUCACACCGGAACAACUGGCAGAACUACGCAAGGUGACAGUCGCUGGAUUAUUGUGCAGCAACGUGCCUAAUCUGGAAGAAGUCCAGUCCCAGGCGUUUGUGCAACAGGACUCAUAUCUCAAUGUUCGGAUUGCCUGCGCACUGCAGCCAACCUUCAGUUUGUCCCCAUGGCUGGAGAAGGACACACCAAUGAAAAUAUCUAAUGAGAUGUUGAGUCAAGCAGUGGAGAAGGCUGAAGCUGAUGUUAAGUUACGGAAACAACGAGAAUACCAACUGUGGGCCAAAAAUGGAGGUGUUGAUCCAAAGUCACCCAUUGGAACUGCCGCUGCAUUCAGCAAGGCAAACAAGCAAGCACUCAUGCUUGCCAAUACAUCCAUACUACUCGAGUACACCUCGCAAGAGCUUAUGAACUCUCUUAAUAUGGUCAGAGAUCAGAGAGCAAAAAGACAAGCAUUUGAUACAGGCAGAGAUAAUAUUCUCAACUUCCCAAUCGAUUCCCUGAAUGAUGACUUCAAUGACGGCCUACAGAAUGUGGACAUCACUUCUUUCAUACCAGCUCCACUCACUUCGCCUGACUGUGAUUCUCCUGAUGACAAGGGACCUUGUGAUGCGCAAUCACAGUUCCGAACUAUCACAGGCCGAUGCAAUAACUUGAGGAAGCCGAAUUUGGGGAAGUCUAUCUCCACUUUUUCUCGACUCCUACCACCAGCAUAUGAAGACAAUGUGAAUCGACCACGUUUGAACUCUGUGACUGGAAGUCCCUUGCCAUCUCCAAGGCUGGUGUCUACGAUGAUCCAUGCGGAUAUCAGCAACCUUCACAACAGAUACAGUCUCAUGCUGAUGCAGUAUGCACAGUUUCUUGACCAUGACAUUACUUUUACACCCGUGCAAAUAGGAUUCUUUGCCUCCAUUCCGGAUUGUCGCGCCUGUGAUUCACCUCGUACAGUUCACCCUGAGUGCAUGCCAAUUCCUGUGCCCCGUGGAGACCAUCACUAUCCUCAAGUGAACCGCUCAACAGGGGAGAGAUUGUGCUUCUCAUUCAUGAGAUCGCUUCCAGGACAGCAGCAUCUCGGUGCACGGGAACAGAUCAACCAGAACUCUGCCUACCUCGAUACAUCUCAAGUUUAUGGUGAGCACUCCUGCAUGGCUCGAGACCUACGGAGCUAUGGGGGACGCCUCAAUGUAACACGACACCCCAUCAAAGGGAAAGACUUGUUACCUCAGUCUCCGGUCCAUCCAGAGUGUAAGGCUCCUUCAGGGUACUGCUUCAUAGCAGGAGAUGGUCGGGCCAGCGAACAGCCAGCUCUCACCGCGAUCCACACACUGUUCAUGCGUGAACACAACCGCCUCGUAGAUGGUCUACAUGUGGUGAACCCCCACUGGGACGAUGAGCUCCUCUACCAACAUGGCCGUCGCAUUGUAACAGCUGUAGCACAACACAUUACAUACAAUGAAUUUCUACCUCGUAUCUUGGGUUGGAAUGCCAUCAACUUGUACGAAUUGAAACUAAGACCACAGGGAUAUUACAGGGGAUAUAACCCAACAUGCAACCCCAGCAUUGUCAACGAGUUUGCAGCAGCAGCAUUCAGAAUUGGACACAGCUUGCUACGUCCACACAUCCCACGUCUAAGCCCAACAUAUCAGGUGGUUGAUCCCCCCAUACUUCUUCGAGAUGGUUUCUUCAACCCUGAUAUGAUUUACCAGGUCCAUAUGAUUGACGAGAUAGUACGAGGUCUGGUAUCCACACCCAUGGAGAAUAUGGAUCAGUUUGUGACUGGGGAGAUCACAAAUCAUCUAUUUGAGGAUCGCCACAUUCCACACUCAGGGGUUGAUCUCAUUGCACUCAACAUUCAGAGAGGUCGUGACCAUGCAAUUCGAUCUUACAAUGAUUACCGUGCACUCUGCAACCUGAAACGAGCAAGCAGUUUUGAAGAUCUGUCUCGUGAGAUUCCUCCUGAAGUGAUAUCUCGCCUGAAGCGAAUAUAUGCAACAGUGGAUGACAUAGACUUAUUCCCUGGUGGCAUGAGUGAACGUCCACUUCAGGGAGGCCUUGUUGGGCCAACCUUCGCAUGCAUCAUUGGCAUCCAGUUCAGACAGCUCAGGAAGUGUGAUCGAUUCUGGUAUGAAAAUGAAGGCCAAGCUCUCCGGUUCACAGAGGCACAGUUGGCCGAGAUACGCAAGGUGACACUGUCAAAGAUUUUGUGUGAGAACAUGGACAUCCAGUCUGACAUGCAGCGCUCUGUGUUUGAUCAGCCCAGCAAUUUUCUGAAUCCUAGAGUGGCAUGCCAUUCAAUGCCUCAUGUUGACCUCACCAAGUGGAAAGAGACUCCACAAGGCUGUCAGAUUGGAGGCCGUUCUGUAGCUGUUGGAGAUUCGGGAUUCCCUACACCUUGUACUAGCUGCAUUUGCACUACAGAAGGGGCACAAUGUGCAUCACUGCGCAUCACUGACUGUGGCCAGCUCCUGCGUGAGGCAAGUCGUGAUGCCAUCUUACGGGACGACAUAUGCACAGCGCAGUGUGGCUUCUUGCUGCAGGAUGGUUCAGCUGUACCAUCGGUUCAAGACAGUGUAGACAUUGUGUUCACAACAACGGUACCGCCACCCAUCUCACUGCGCUCUCAAUCCCGCAACUUGCCAACUGCACUAGUGCCACCAUUGCCAGCGCUGCAAACAUCACCACGCAGAUCUCAGAGAACACAGUUAGCAAAUACAUUUGGAGGAGGUUUCGAACAAUUACCUGAUCUCUCACGCUUUCUCGGCUGAACAGUUGUUGCACAUAAUAUUAUGCACUGGGGAGAAUCCCAUAUUGUUACCAUAUCUUAAGGGGGAAGGCCCUCAAAAGAGGACUAAAGGUACACACACAAGUGUCAGCUGUGGUAACACUGCUCAGUCAGUCCACUGUGGUUCAGUUAAUGUAAAGCUGUGGCUAACAUUUUCCAGUCCAAGUGUAUACAAAUGAUUCUGAAAGAAGGUACUAAAUCUCUGGGUAUAUUAAUCAAAUGACUUUGAGCACAAAAAUCCCAUUUAAUGUGGGAUCAAUUUGAAAAAUAUUUAAGAAGACGAAAAUUUUGAUGUGAGAUAGACACAAACCACAAAUAAGAAUAUACAUUUCUUAUUAAAUUCAAUGUAAAAAUAAAAUGUUUUGGAUUUGAUGUUAUCACAGCAGUGACUAUGAAGACUUUUACCUGCUGUGAGAUAAUGCCGUGUAGUCUGAUGGAGGUCAGCCGACAUUUUGGAGUUACAUAUUGCCCCCAUCUUCAGUGUUAAAGAGUAAACAAAGCAAGGAACCAGAAUGAAGCAGGUAGCACAGGAUCUACUUCAUGCCUGCUUCAUAUAUGUUUCUUGAUUGGCUUACUCUCUUGAUGUGGCAUGCGGUAGCAUGGUUGAGUCACUAAGCUACAAACCUGAAGGUUGCAGGUUCAAGUUCCGAUGAGGUGUUUCUUUUUCUCUCUCUCUUCCCCAGCAGCAC